Molecule: messenger RNA, 1574 nt
Organism: Harmonia axyridis
Lineage: Eukaryota; Metazoa; Arthropoda; Insecta; Coleoptera; Coccinellidae
Product: cystathionine beta-synthase-like
Exons: 1
Coding region: 39-1142 (367 amino acids)
Cellular component (GO): cytoplasm
Molecular function (GO): cysteine synthase activity; cystathionine beta-synthase activity
Source: RefSeq, a predicted model, not a curated record
AGAAGACGUCUGCACCUGCUCGAUAAUUCAAUCGUUCUAUGUUCUAUGUUCUUAACGCUCUUGGUGCCGAAGUGGUCAGAACUCCUAUCUCAGCUAGUUCCGAUUCACCUGAAGGACUAUUUGGCGUAACUAACAGACUGAAGAAUGAAAUUCCCAACUCUAUUAUUCUCGACCAAUACAGUAAUCCUGGAAAUCCUUUGGCGCAUUAUGAUACAACUGCUGAGGAAAUAUUGGAUCAAUGUGAUGGUAAAAUCGAUAUGAUUGUACUUGGUACUGGUACAGGUGGCACCAUGACAGGAAUUGGAAGAAAGAUCAAAGAAAAAUCACCAAACACAAUCGUUGUAGGUGUUGAUCCUGAAGGUUCCAUUUUAGCACUGCCUGAAGAAGUUAAUAAAACAGAAACUGAUUUUUACGAAGUAGAAGGAAUUGGCUAUGAUUUCAUACCAACUGUUUUGGACCGUAAUGUUGUUGAUGAGUGGGUUAAAAUUAACGAUCAAGAAUCUCUGCCAAUGGCUCGUAGACUCAUUAAGGAGGAAGGUCUUCUAUCUGGAGGAAGCAGUGGUGCAGUUGUUGCUGGUGCUCUCAAAGCUGCCAAAAACUUGAAGAAAAAUCAACGUGUUGUAGUUCUGUUACCUGAUAGUAUAAGAAAUUACAUCACAAAGUUUGUUUCUGAUCAUUGGAUGGAGUCAAAAAAUUUACAAGAACCUGUUAAUACACAAAAUCAUUCGUGGUGGGAUACUGCUGUUACAGAAAUCACAAUGCAACCUCUGACAACAGCUAAACAGUGUAUCCAGUGUUUCAAAGUGUUGAAAAUGAUGAAACUAAGUGGAAUAGAUCAAAUACCAAUUGUUGACAAUGAUGGUUCUCUCGUAGGUGUGGUGACUAUGCAGAAUUUACUAAAUAAACUUAUAGCAAAGAAAAUAACUGCAAGUGAUGAAAUAUCAACUAUAGUUGAGACAAUUUUCUCCAAAAUAUCUAGCUCUGGAACUUUGGGAGUUGUUUCAAGAACGUUGGAAAGGGAAUCAUUUGUGGUUGUUGUAGACAAAAACGAAGCACUUGGUAUAAUCACUGCUGUUGAUUUGUUACAAUUCGUUGCCACAGAAGAAGGUUGCCGAAGAAAAGCAGAAGAAGAAUCUGAAUAAUUGAAAGUGCAAUAAUUUAUUGAUAUUGUUGUUUCAAAAUAAAAAUGGGUUGAUGUGUGAUAUGAAUUUCAGCUUUUUGAGUGGAGUUGAAAAUGACCAGUUGAUAAAAAAUUAUUUAUCAGUAGACAACAAGUUGAGAUCCGUGAUGCUAGUGAUAAAAUACUGGGCUCAACUACACGAAUUGACUUGUAAAGAGCGAGGUUUAUCCAAGUAUUCUUUGACGAUGAUCUUCAUUUUCUACCUUCAGCACGAACAUUCCUUCCCCAGUGUUUAUGAAUUACAAGAAAAUACAGUUCCCACAAACCCUACUAUUAUAUGGAACAUGAACUUUGCACACAUAGAGGAAACAUCUGAUAAAAUAAAAGAAAUACACUCAAAAUCAAUGUUCAGCCUUCUUUUCGGUUUCUUUAGUUAUUAUGAGGACUUCCUGUA